AUGGAGGUCGAUCGACAGGCUCUACUAGAGCAAAAACGCCAAAGGCUCAAUGAGCUUAAGCAGCGAAGAUUGCAAAAGGAGAAGGAGGAUGCAGAAAAGGCCCAGAUCAAACAGGCCGAAGAGGAAGUCAAAGUCAAGAAGGUAGAUUUUGCCGUGCAAGUUGGGGAAUCUACGGAGAUCUCCAGACCUCAAGUUGUGGCUAAACCCAGUCUGGUGAUACGCUUUGACAAGGCAAUUCAGGUUGAACCUGAGGUAGUUGAGGAGGAGAUUGAGCCAGAGACUGAGGUUGAGAGUCCAGUGGUGGAUGAUUUGCCCAAGGAGGCGGAACCACUGAAGGAAGAGGUGAUUAAUGAGGCUCUAGAGAGCCAAUUGGAAAGCCAACUUCACUUUCCCUUCUCGAAACUACGACUCGGCAUCAAGGAUAAACACGAACUUCGAUCUGUGGGUGACUCGCCAUUCACACAGAGUCACCUUUUAAGCGAUUUUCUAGAUCGGCCCAUAAGGGAAAUAAAGACGACACUGCAGUUUCCUGAUCUCUUGCUCGUCGCGUAUGGUCCACCCAAGUCUAAGAAGUCAGAUCUCACCAACCCCUUGGGUUUGGCUAUUGUCUUCAACGCAUCCACGGAGUCGAUUUUUCCCGAGUUUUUCCUACAUUCUACUAGCAUUAUUACGACCAUUGAGUUCGACAAGUCUGAUGCAUUCAGGAUCAUUGCUGGCAUGGAGAACGGCCGUUUGGCGCUUUGGGACUUGACCAAUGUCAAAAGCGAUCAGCUCUCUGUGCUUCCCACCUUACAAACAUCCACAGUUGCAUCUUUUUUCGAAAAAUCAAAGAAGGGCUUUGUUUAUCAUUCCAGCCCUAUCAUCCUGAUAGAGCAGCCCGAUAUCAAUACAGCGAGUCCGUCGAUGGUGACGAUCUGCGCAAAUGGUGUCAUCAACGUAUGGUCCUUGAGCAUUCUUGCAUUUCCAAAACUUCCUUCAAAAACCAUCCAGUUAUCUUCGGGUGCCGGUGUUGAUGUUACUUCCGUCCUCAUGUCCUCAAAUUACAUGCUGUCCAAUGAUACCUCUCAUCACGCUCCAGAGUUCAAGUUCCUCAAUAACACCUACGUUGGCUCCGUCAAUGGCGAUACAAUCAAACUCAAAAAUAGCAAGGAUGGCCAGCUUGUGGAUCGGACAUAUUCAUCUGCUGCUGCUGUAUUGUCGAUAGCGGAGACGUCAUGGAAGCACAAUCAGUCGGCAUCCACUAUUGUGCUUUCGUCCCAUAUGGACUGGACUCUCAAAAUAUGGCAUCACACAUCUCAAUUGCCGCUUCAUAGCAUUUCCACCGGAAAGAUUAUAACCAAGAUCCAUGUGCGUCCCGGCCACGAAUUUCAAUUCGUCACACUCAACUCCUUUACUCCUCCUGAGGGAUCAUCAUCAGUUGAUUAUUGGGAUCUUAAAGAACAUUGA
This is a messenger RNA of Candidozyma pseudohaemuli, 1446 nucleotides long. RefSeq lists its product as uncharacterized. Gene Ontology annotation, cellular component: cytoplasmic dynein complex. Gene Ontology annotation, biological process: transport along microtubule. Lineage: Eukaryota; Fungi; Ascomycota; Pichiomycetes; Serinales; Metschnikowiaceae. The transcript is spliced from 2 exons. Gene Ontology annotation, molecular function: dynein heavy chain binding; dynein light chain binding. Bases 1 to 1446 code for a protein of 481 amino acids. The record is from RefSeq and is a predicted model, not a curated record.